Messenger RNA from Entamoeba invadens IP1, 477 nucleotides. RefSeq lists its product as hypothetical. Lineage: Eukaryota; Evosea; Mastigamoebida; Endamoebidae. The record is from RefSeq and is a predicted model, not a curated record. The transcript has a single exon. Bases 1 to 477 code for a protein of 158 amino acids.
AUGCCCAAAUUGAUAAGUGGCCAAAAAGGACGGGAAGAAAUGAAGGAGACCAAAGAAAAAGAACAAAAUAAGGAAAAGAAACCAAGAAAAGAAAUUCAAGAAAUGUCGAGCGUUAACCCCUUUGCACUGGAUAUUGAUCUCGACGUACCACCAAGUCAGUUAUACGAUAUUGGAAAUGAACCAUUGCCAAACCAAACUAUAGAAAUAUCAUCUGACUCGGAGGAAAAUCCGAAGUACUCAAAAAAAGAAUUGGCGGAUAUCAAGUGCCUUAAACAUGUGUUGAUGGCAAUUGAGAAUUACAAAAACUGUUGGAAGAAAAGGAAAUCAAAGGUGACACGUUUAUUAUAUGAGGAAGAAGAAGAAGACGACGAAAUCAACCGAAUUAUACUUGCCGCAAUUGAUUUAAAAAUCGAAAAGGACAAAUUCCUCUAUCACAAAACUAUAAAAAAAGCAAAGGAAUUUUUAGAUUCGCUCUGA